GUGAGCCCAAACUUCGCUCUGACCAGCCUGACUUCGCCGUGCCAGUCACCGUAAGGCUAAAUCUGUGUCGCCUUUUAAAACAAAAGGUCAUCACUUGCAGUGUACACAAUCACGGAUGAAUGGUUUAAUUGCCAUUUGCACAGUCUUGGGCGUGGCUACCAACUCUGUGAAGGAGAAGGCUGAUGUUGUUCUGCGGUUUUUCUUCGGAUUCACUGAAAUCGUCUUUGUCAUAAUGAGAAAAAUAUUUUGGUUCGCACCUAUAGGCAUUGGCAGUCUUAUUGCUUCCUCCAUCGCUGGAAUCACGGACAUUACCGAAGCGUUUUCUCGUCUCGGGCUGUUUGUCUUGACGAUACUUGUCGGCCUUCUCAUCUACUCGCUUAUCGUUCUUCCCUUGAUUAUCUUUGUCCUGACCAGAAGAAACCCGUUUGCCUUCAUCAUUUCCAUUGUUAGAGCCUGUUUAAUGGCAUUCGCUACCACAUCUUCAGCGGCAGUAAUACCGGAUAUGCUUAUAGCUUGUGAGGAAAAUAAUCAUAUAGACAAACGAGUGACUCGUUUUGUGAUUCCUCUAUGUGCGACCUUGAAUCGCGACGGUAGCGCCAUCUACGUCGCAUGUUCGGCAGUUUUCGUGGGUCAGAUGAUGUUCGGGUCGAUUUCUGUGACCGAAGCAUUUACGAUUUGGCUUCUAACUUCUGUCGGUUCUUUGGCCAUUCCACCUGUGCCGAGUUCCAGCUUAGUGACGUUAAUAAUAAUUCUGACGUCAAUGGGCAUCCCGUCUGAUGGAAUAAGUCUGUUGUUUGCUAUCGAUUGGCUUAUGGACCGUUUCAGAACCUGUUGCAACAUUAUAAGUCACACGUUUUGUGCGGCUGUGACGUACCAGUUUUGCAAGAAAGACUUGGCAAAGAUCGACCAGGCAGACAGUCAUCAAGAGAACCAAAUAGCCUGAUGCAUCCAAGCUGUUAGGAGCGGAUCCAGAAGUGUGUGUGGGGGUGGGGUGUGUGUGUCGAGGGGCGUGCCACCUCUUGUUCCGCCAACAUAAAAUGUAAUAAAAGGACAGUGUAGCACCCACCCCUUUCACAAGACCCAGGAUCUGAAUCUUCUUGUCAUUAAUGCUGUGAACACAUUUAUCAUAAAGUAAGCACGCUGUAAUUCUAUGGAUAGAUACAAAGUGAGUGCUCAUUAAGGUAACAAUAAUUCAAAUUUACUUCAUUUCACGGAUUGAGUUGUCAACUUUACGUCGUUUCACACGUCAUCAGGCACGGCGGAAGCAAGUAGACAUUGGGAGGGUGGGGUGGCGUGGCUAACUGAGAUCAAAGGCGUAAAGCAAAAUAUUGGUAGGGCUUCCCGGUAAAAUUUUAAAAACUAGAUGUCUUGAAAUGCAAUUUCCUGUAUUCUACAAGUAAAAUGCAUUUUUACCUUAAGAUUUACUACCAAUAAUAUUUUUGAUUCAAAAUUAAUGGAGGGGCUAGAGAACCCCCCCCCCCCCCCCCCCAUACACACACACCUCCCCAGCCCCCACCUGCUCCGCCGUGCCUGGUCAUGAAUGGAGUUAUCAGCAUUAGGUGAAAACCUAUUUCAUAAAACAGGAACAAGAGAAUGUUAUGUACCGGGUUUGGGGUAUUUAUUUUCAUUCAUUCAUUAAAUUAAAAUAUUUUAUUCCGUAUUUGAUAUCUGAGUAUUUGUCUAUAGUCCGUCCCAUCCUCCUAUAAUUAAUUUUUGUAAAUAAUUUGGGUUUGUUUGACGUAAGAGGAAAAGUAAAAACCCCGACCAUUUGUAUGUGCCAUUUAAAAUAUAUUCGGUUUAGAAAUAAAUAAAAUUGUAAUACAUACCAUAGUAAGAAAACGACGCUUUCGGCGUUAUGGCCACCAAUUUAGUUUUAUGGACUCGUGUAGUCUUGAUACGAGAUAACUCUAUUUGAUUAAUUUCACUACAGAGGGAGCAACAAGAAAAUAAUCUGAAUUAUCUCAUUAUAGCAAGACUAUACCAGUCCAUAAAACCAAAAUAGGGGAGGGGGAGGCUGGUCGUAGCUCAGUGGUAAAGCGCUCGCUUGAUGCGCUGUUUGUCUGGGAUCGAUCCCCGUCGGUGGUCCCAUUGAGCUAUUUCUCGUUCCAGCCAGUGCACUACGACUGGUAUAUCAAAGGCCGUGG
Molecule: messenger RNA, 2144 nt
Organism: Gigantopelta aegis
Lineage: Eukaryota; Metazoa; Mollusca; Gastropoda; Neomphalida; Peltospiridae
Product: excitatory amino acid transporter 2-like
Exons: 6
Coding region: 116-943 (275 amino acids)
Biological process (GO): L-glutamate transmembrane transport
Cellular component (GO): plasma membrane
Molecular function (GO): glutamate:sodium symporter activity; neutral L-amino acid transmembrane transporter activity; L-glutamate transmembrane transporter activity
Source: RefSeq, a predicted model, not a curated record